Molecule: messenger RNA, 695 nt
Organism: Lolium rigidum
Lineage: Eukaryota; Viridiplantae; Streptophyta; Magnoliopsida; Poales; Poaceae
Exons: 1
Coding region: 51-467 (138 amino acids)
Molecular function (GO): calcium ion binding
Source: RefSeq, a predicted model, not a curated record
ACUAAAACAAAGCUACUAGCAAAGAUCAGCUAGCUACAGCUACUUCCAAGAUGAGCGUGGAGAUCCUGGACGGGAGGACGGUGCAGAGCUUCGUGGAGGACGAGGGCGCCUUCAACGCCUCCGUGGACGGCCGGUUCGCCGCCCUCGACGCCAACCACGACGGCCUGCUCUCCUACGCCGAGAUGGCCGUGGAGCUCAUGAGCCUCCGCGUCCUCGAGAAGCACUUCGGCGUCGACGAGGCCGGCGUCCUAGGGCCCGACGAGCUCGCGGGGCUCUACCACGGCCUGUUCGUGCGCUUCGACCGCGACGGCGACGGCGCGGUGGACAAAGAGGAGUUCCGGGCGGAGAUGAAGGAGGUCAUGCUCGCCGUCGCCAGCGGGCUCGGGUUCCUGCCCGUGCAGAUGGUCGUCGAGGAAGGGAGCUUCCUCAAGGUGGCCGUCGACAGGGAGCUGGCCAGAGCGACUUGACGGAAUUUUGUUUGUGCUUACGAGUAUACUUUGCAGAGUCUGCACUAGGCGCAAUGCUUUCUUUUCUUUAAUUCUUCCUGACAAGACAUAAGAGAUGAGUAAUGCUGAAUGACAUAUCAGCUAUGUAAGCGUGAUUCUGUAUUCGCAGAGGCCGUUAUCAUUUUCAUUGUAUGAAAUAGUUGUUACCCUACCAGCUUGACAUUCAGAAUUGAAAGUUGUACGAAAGCC